Messenger RNA from Symbiodinium necroappetens, 244 nucleotides. The record is from the annotation of a GenBank genome assembly. Lineage: Eukaryota; Dinophyceae; Suessiales; Symbiodiniaceae.
GAAGCUUCUUGCAGCGGGGAGCGGUGGAGAUCCAACGGACAGGGCGAUGUCCGCUGCGCCCAGGGGCCACGCCGAUUCUGACUUCCGGGUGCGGGAGUGGCCCUACAUGUUUUCGCUGUCUGUCUGCUGGGCCCUGGACUCAGAAGAGCCUGUGCAGAAGGACGUGCUCUGCCGCACCCUGCAGAAGCUGAAGCGGAAGCACGGAGCUUUGCGCGUGCAACUUGCAGACCCGCCUGCCCUGUGG